AUGCCCCAUUCAGAGAAUCUUGAGAACUCACGUUGUCGCGUCGGCUCUCGGUUCAACCUCAAUGGACAAUUGGGCACGAUUCGAUAUAUCGGCCCCGUGGAUGGCACAAGAAGAGAGUGGCUAGGUGUCGAAUGGGACGAUCCUCUUCGCGGCAAGCAUGAUGGUACGAAGGGCGGCAAGCGCUACUUCUCAUGUCUGCAUCCUGGUGCUGGAUCGUUCAUACGAGAUACUUCAGCCAUCAACUGGGGAUUCUCGUUUCUUACUGCACUCCGCUCAAAAUACGUAGAAGAUCUACACGGCUCUUCGGAAGAAUGGGUCACUCUGGGGUCAUCUAAGGGUGCAAUCGAGGUCGAGGUUGUCGGCCUCGACAGGAUCAGGAGCAACUUAGCGCAACUUGAGCGACUGCGUAAUGCCAGCCUUGAUGGAGAGAACGUCGCGGUUGCCGAUGCUCCCGGACUAAUUAGCCGGGCUUCACCAAGUCUACGCCGACUGGACCUUUCAAAGAACCUCCUACCCGACUGGGAUACGGUCGCCUCCAUCACUGUGGAACUCGCAAACCUCGAGCAUCUGUCACUGAACAACAACCGCUUCGGCGCAUUGAAACUAUCGGGAGCUAUCGUAUCCGCGUUUGUGAACCUUCGGGAGUUGCAAUUGAACGCUACGGCUAUCAAUUGGGAUGACCUAAAGUUGGUUACAUCUGGAUCCGUCAUGCCAAAGCUACGGACGCUAGAAGCAGGAUAUAACCAUAUCGGCUCUCUUCAGUCAAAGGAGCAGGCUCAUGAUGUCAAGCCAGCCGUCUUCGAAGUCUUGAACCUCGAUACCAACGCUCUGGAUGAUUGGCUGGACAUCGUCGCCGGCGUUACUCGUUGCCCUGCUGUUACGCGACUCAUCUUGACGUCAAAUAAACUAGGAAACAUUCCGAGCCAGGACACCACUGACGUACACCUCCGACUGUCGGGAAUCAAACAUAUAUCUCUCGUUUCCAACCGAUUGACAUCGUGGGCAUCCAUCGAUGCGCUGGCUUCGUGGUGCCCUGAGCUGGAAAGCCUGAGCGUAGCUGCAAACCCCUUCCUUGACGAUACCUUUCUCGGGCGGCACUCCCGCCAGCUUAUCGUCGCAAAGAUCCCAUCCUUGCGAACACUCGACGCCAGUCAGGUCACUGACCGGGAGAGGAACGACUGCGAAUUGUUCUAUCUCUCCCUUAUCGCACAACAGGGGCCAACCGCUGACGAAGCGCGUCAACGAGAGCACCCACAGUGGGAACGACUCUGCAAAAAACACGGGCGUCCUGAUAAUGCGACUCCGCGGAAAAAUACGGGGGAAAAACUAAGCAGUCGUCUGAUAGAAGUGCACUUGGUACUGGCGACUUCGUCUGACCCCUCAUUUGCGGAGGCUCCGCCUACCGCCACCAUCCGCGUGCUUCCCAGCAUGUCCAUUCGAGCGUUCAGCGCGAAGGUGCAGAAAUCGUUCAAGGGCAGCGCGCAGCCAGCACCACGGCGGCCGAGUGAAUUCAAGAAAGUGCGUUUCUGGCUGCGAGUCGACGGGGGCAGCAGAAGCGCUACCGAUGAUUUGGGUUCAGAGGCAAUACAUGCUGAAUCCUCUGACGCGAGCAACCGGAGAGAUGUAGGUGUGCGGUGGGUAGAACUUGAUGUGGGCAACGACUCCAAGGACUUGGCAUGGUGGGGUAUAGAGGACCAAUCCACAAUAGCAGCACAUAUCGAUUCUUGAGCUGGCUUACGAAUGCCGGUUCAAUAAACAGGCCUUAUUGUGAUCCACCUCAGCACAUACUGG
Punctularia strigosozonata HHB-11173 SS5 is the source of this 1791-nucleotide messenger RNA. Its product is annotated as RNI-like protein. Gene Ontology annotation, cellular component: cytoplasm. The record is from RefSeq and is a predicted model, not a curated record. Lineage: Eukaryota; Fungi; Basidiomycota; Agaricomycetes; Corticiales; Punctulariaceae. The coding region runs from base 1 to 1728 and encodes 575 amino acids. The transcript has 9 exons. Gene Ontology annotation, molecular function: protein kinase binding.